Sitophilus oryzae (rice weevil) is the source of this 1530-nucleotide messenger RNA. RefSeq lists its product as uncharacterized. NCBI's taxonomy places the organism in Eukaryota, Metazoa, Arthropoda, Insecta, Coleoptera, Curculionidae. The record is from RefSeq and is a predicted model, not a curated record. Bases 160 to 1407 code for a protein of 415 amino acids. The transcript has 4 exons.
AAACAUAAUAGUGUCUACAUUUAUUUAGAUAAUUAGUGUUGUGAAUUAUUCGCCGCAUUUAACUUAUAUUUUCGUUUAGGUAUGUAAAAGUUAAAUAUCAACUUGUUUCUUUCUCGUGACUUUUGAUGUAAUAGCUUAUACAGGAUUGUUUAUUUGACAAUGGCUCCUAUAGACUAUUCAAUAAAAGAUAUAGACAAGAUAAUCGAUGUUGAUGGAGAUAUUAAGAACGUGGAAGUUACUCGCCUAACGGCACCCGGUGAAAACUACUUGAGUUUGGUGCUACGAGUCGACAUCGAGGCGGAGAAAGAUGGCCACAGAAAGAUAGUCAAAGCAGUAGCCAAACGACUACCAUUAGGAAAAAAUACGAUGGGAGGCGAGAUGCAUAGUUUCGCGAUGAACAACGAAAUUAAAUUUUAUUCUGAAAUAAUUCCUAUAUUAACUAAAUUCUCGAGCGAAUAUGGAAUUGAUAGUAGACAAUUAUACGCAAAAUUCCUCGGGUCCAGAUUGAGCUUGGAUCCAACAAAGACCGAAGCUGAUGAAGAAUCGGUAUUGUUAGUUGAAAAUUUAAUUCCUCAAGGCUAUCAGAACGAAGACCGUUUCAUUGGCUUCGAUCUAAUCACAGCAAAAGGUAUUCUUAAGAAGUUAGCCUUAUUCCACGCCAUCCCUAUAGCGCUUCGAAGCAAAGACCCAGAACAAUACAAAAUAGUUAAGGAAUUCCUUGACACACCGCACCCGCAUCCACCUAAAGGUCCCCCAGGGGAAGACAACAAAAAUGGCCCACCAGAGGGCCACGAAGGGCCCGACAAACUUCUGUUGAAAGCUAUUCAAAACAUACCAGAGUGCUCGCCCUUUGUUGCAAGAUUAGAGCCUCUCCUGAAUAAGCCUAUGGGACCACCGGGUUCUCAGCCAGGUGUUGAACCGUGGGCUACGAUUUCUCACGGGGAUUUCUGGGUAAACAAUGUAAUGAUUAAGCCGCAACCAGGCAAGGAACCACUAGUUAAACUGGUCGAUUUUCAAGGCUGUAGGUACCAGUCGUUCGCCAGGGAUGUGGUGUUCUUUUUCUUGACUAGCUUAAGAAACGAUGUUCACAAAGAGCACUUUGAUGAUCUACUCAGAUGUUACUACGACGAAUUCACAAAACUUUUAAAACCGUUCGAUUUGGACCUAGAGCUUACUUAUGACGAGUACUUAAAAGAACUGGAAACAGCAGCAAAGGACGGCGAAACAAAACAUGCAAUAUUCUUCAGCAAUAUCGUGUUUGGUGAAAAGAAUAGUUCAGUGGACGUGGCCGUCGAAGAUGUAGACUUUUUCGCUAUGAUAUCGAAAAAAAUAGAAAAUAUGAACGAAUUUCAGAGGGCUAAACUAAUUCUUAUAGUAUCAGAAGUAUGCGAAAGAGACUGGGUUUAAAUAUAGAGAAUAUUACGAAAUUAUGAUAUAGUAAUUGUAUAAAAUGUUUGCAAUUUUUUUUUUAUAUAAUAUUGUUUUUGUUAAUUUAAAAACUGAUUAAAAAAUAACCAGAGACAUAAAAAU